UGGAAUGUGUGGAAUGUGUUUCCUGUGUUUGGCAUCAUGAGCGCGAGAGUCUCUCCGGUUUGCCGUGAGUUUCCACGGAGUUUGAGUCCGGCAGAAGAGUUGAAUGAGUGUGUGGAGUUUGAGUCCGGCAGAAGAGUUGAAUGAGCGUGUGUGUGGAGUGUGUGUGUAGUUUCAGUGAUGGCAGAGCCGCUGCUCAGACGAACCUUCUCCAAACUCCGGGCGAAAGAGCGAUUCCGCCGCAAGACGGACCCCAAACUCACCGAAGUGACAGAAAAGGUGGAACUUUUCCAAAGUCCUCCAUCAACUGGAUCCACCUCAGGUCACGCUGAGACCGAGAGCCCAGAGCGAGAGGAGUGUACCAGACGCUCCCAGAUCACCGUCUCCAAAAAACAGAACUGGGCCAAACUUCCCUCCACUUGCAGAGACCCAGUUGGCACAGAUCUGUGUCCUGGCCUGGUCUACGGGCCACAGGACUGGGAUUUGUGCUCUGGAAAGGCUGAGGUCUCAAAACAGCCCUGGAACCAACAAACUUUAAGUGAGGAUGGCUUGAAGAGAAAUCGGAAUGAUCUUGAAUUGGAGUUUGGAUAUUCCAGCGCACCGUGCAACUCGGUUGAGGCCGGUUUACCGGAGUUGACCCCUUCAUCUACGACCUUUAUGGAUGUGUGUGUCUCUUCCAGCUCAGCAAAGAUCUCUGGGCAAGGCGCUUACCUCCAGCACCUGGACAGGAGCAGUCGAGCCUGGGUACUGUCCACAGGAAAGCCCCAGGCAUCAGAUGAGGCCCAGAAUCCAACCAGAAUCACAGAGUGGCGACAGGGCCCGGAUGGAGACGGAAACAUUUGGUACAACCCCAUUCCUGAAGAGGACGACUUAAGGGCCAGCGGAGAAGCAGAUCAGGAAAAAUACGGAGACCCGUGGAGAAAGAGAGACCAGAAACGAUCAGGGGGUUUGACCAAUCAAACGAGAGACAUUCAAACUGAAGUCGACUUAAUCAGGACGGAUAGUUCGGAUCUGGUUACGCUACAGUCGGACUGUAUUAGCUCUGCAAGUGUUGUGAACUCUGACAGUUCGGCGACACCAAAGAGAAGCCCAGGAGAGGGUGGAAAUGGCAGCAGUGUGAUCGACAAGAUCAAGUCUCCAGGAACGGUUCGGCGGCUCUCUAUGAAGAUGCGGAAACUCCCAGAACUAAGGCGGAAGCUUAGCCUGCGCUCAUCCCGUAAUCAGCGUCAUGGACAGAGCCAAGGAAAUGCCAGCAGUGCACCGGGAGCCUCAGAUGAGGCUUUACCACCAAAUGCAUGCAAAGAAUCAUCCAACAUCAUCAGCAAGUACCACCUGGACUCCAGUGCACCCGCAAGGCCAAGACGUCGAUCCUCUCGAAUGAGCUCUGCUAGUAAAGGAGGGUAUCUUAGCGAUGGAGACUCACCUGAACUCCUGCCAAAGGGUCAGGGGUCGAAAGGCUCACCUACACCUCCACCACACCGUGUACCACAGGAUUCACUCGCUGUGGCAGACGCGGAGUCAUUCCGCUUGUACUCGCUGACGGAUCAGCCUCGCUGUGCUCAGAGACUCUCAGGGCUGCUCACGGUGCAUUUGCUGGGAGUCGAAGAGCUACUCCGAUGCCCUCGGAUCGAUGCUAAUAAAGAAGUCUUCUGUGCCAUUCAAGUGGACGGGGUGACCCGGGCUCGAACGUCCCUGCUAACUUGUCGAGGAGCGUGUCUCCCACUAAACCACACCUUUAACCUGGAGCUCGAGAGGGCACGGCUGCUCAAACUGGUCAUCUUAACGCCAACGACUGCUAGCGCUAACAUCGGGUCUUGCGCGCUGGCAGCUCCCACGCGUAACCGGGUUUGCUGUCUGGGCGCUGUGGCUAUACCGUCCCUCUUCAAGGCUUCUCGCAGUCAGCAGCUGUGUGUUCGUCUGGAGCCUCGUGGUUUGCUGUAUGUGAAGCUGACCCUGCUGGAGCAGUUCGUGACCCCGUUCCCGCGCCUCAGUGACCUGCCCCCCCCUACAGUGUUCGGGGUGGAGCUGCGCCCCCUGGUGGAGAAAGAAGCGUCGGCGCUCGGAGUGCCUCUGAUCAUUCAGAAGUGUGUUUCUGAGAUCGAGAGGAGAGGACUGAGGGUGGUGGGGUUGUAUCGUCUCUGUGGUUCUGCAGCAGUGAAGAAGGAAUUGCGCGAUGCGUUUGAGAAAGACAGUGCCGCAGUUUCCUUAAACGACGAGCUCUAUCCCGACGUCAAUGUCAUCACCGGCAUCCUGAAGGACUACCUGCGCGAGCUGCCGUCUCCUCUCAUCACGAGGACCCUGUAUGAAGUGGUGUUAGAGGCCAUGAUGGUUCGGCCGGCCUGUAGACACGACAGCGACGCUCAGCGAUCACAGAACACUGUGGCUCUGUUGCAAUGUCUUCCUGAAGCAGAGAAGGCAACUCUGUCCUUCUUGCUGGAUCAUCUGAGUCUGGUGGCGUCCUACAGCGACAGCAACCGGAUGACGUGCCAGAACCUGGCCGUGUGCUUCGGGCCGGUUCUCCUGACGCCCACACAGGAGUCCUGGCAGGCCGGGCUGACGGCCCCCGGGUCAGGGGCCCUGAUGGGGUCCGGGGCCGCUCGAGGGCGUAGCUUUGCACACAGUGAAGAGAUCGCCAGCGCCGUGGACUUUAAACGACACAUAGAGGCUUUGCACUACCUCCUGCAGCUCUGGCCUGUACCCAAAGAACGAGUGAUUGAUGACUCCGACCAAUCACAGGUCAUCUCUUCUCCGGUAUCCCAGAGUUCCUCACUGCGGCGAUCACUUCCCUCGGUUCAGGACGAGUCAGUUGUGUCCCGUAGGGGGCGUGGCCUUCAGGACGAGCCGGUUGUGUCCCGCAGGGGGCGUGGCCUUCAGGACGAGUCAGUUGUGUCCCGCAGGGGGCGUGGCCUUCAGGACGAGUCAGUUGUGUCCCGUAGGGGGCGUGGCCUUCAGGACGAGUCAGUUGUGUCCCGUAGGGGGCGUGGCCUUCAGGACGAGCCGGUUGUGUCCCGUAGGGGGCGUGGCCUUCAGGACGAGCCGGUUGUGUCCCGCAGGGGGCGUGGCCUUCAGGACGAGCCGGUUGUAUCCCGUAGGGGGCGUGGCCUUCAGGACGAGCCGGUUGUAUCCCGUAGGGGGCGUGGCCGUCUGGAAAGCCCGCCCUGUAACCGAUACGCUGGCGACUGGAGCGUUUGUGGGCGGGACUUCAUGUCGAACGACGAGGCAGAUUACGACGAGGUGGCGGGAAGCGAGAGUGACGACGACAUGGACGAGGCGAAGAAGCGGGACGUGUGGGCGUCGCCCGAUGGUUUGUACGUGGAUGACUUCGCUCUCGACUUCGACGCCCCGUUCACGUGCCGAUUGAGUCUGAAGGACUUUGACACUCUGAUUUCAGAUUUGGAGAGAGAGUUAGCCAAACAAAUUAAUAUCUGCCUCUGAACCUGAGCACUUCUCUCAUCCAUAACACACACUAAUGUCUGCGCAUGUUUUACAUGCUAGACGUUAAAGGGAUAGUUCACCCAAAAAUUUAAUUACCGUAUAUGACAUUCUUCUUUCAGACAAA
Rhinichthys klamathensis goyatoka is the source of this 3556-nucleotide messenger RNA. Its product is annotated as rho GTPase-activating protein SYDE1. Lineage: Eukaryota; Metazoa; Chordata; Actinopteri; Cypriniformes; Leuciscidae. Gene Ontology annotation, biological process: signal transduction. The record is from RefSeq and is a predicted model, not a curated record. The coding region runs from base 178 to 3432 and encodes 1084 amino acids. The transcript has 9 exons.